CCCAAUCUCACCAGCUUCAAACCGACUCUGUUACUUUUCAAAAACUCCCAUCAUAUCCUUUUCGUCCACGGGACCUGGCCCAUUCGUUAGUCACCACUCCUCCGUCCCACAAGGCGCAAUAAUCAUCGCCCCGAAGAACGGAGAAUCAAAUCCCUCAAAGUCGCACAUCAUCCGACUCGGAACGCGACUGCCGCUCUCCAACAAGAACCACAUUUCCUCCGCACGAAACCCACCGGGACCUAUAAAACGCCCACAUCGGAGGAGAUCUCCAAAGAUCUUUCAUCUUAUCUGAUGUGCUGAUUGAUCUAAUCCUGCAACAAGCCUCCGAUGGCAGUAACAGCAUGGUGGUGUUUGUCGACCUAGAUCGUGAUGACUCCUUCUCCGAGCAUCAGCAUCACGCAUCCGCGUUGUCUUUGGAGAAGCCCUUCCCGCCUAAACUGACGGUCGCACCCAUUGCGAUCACCGAGUCAUCCGAACUCUUACCCUCGCCUACCUCGUUCGACGAGGACCGCGAGGCAGACUCGACGGAUCCCCUAGCGAACAAAGCGACCGAGUUAGAGAACCCGAAUCGGAAUGCCUUCUCGGCCGCCUUGAGCUGCUACCCCAUCGUCAAGGAAAUCGCUCGCGCCGUCGAUCUCAAUACCCUCCACGCAUUGUCUCGAACAUGUCGCCAGUUCCACGUCAACCUGGCGCAGUUCCGGCACCAGCUCGUGCGCGAGACACUGCGCUGUGAGAAUGAGUAUAUCGAGACCGUCGCAGAUAUGCUGGACGGCAAUGCCAUUAUUCCGAACAGUGUCAAAUCGGUGCUGCAGCUGCUAAGCCAAAGCAGUGGCGAGCCAGGCCGUAUGUCGCGUGGAAAAGUGGGUAGAUGCGCACGCGACAUGGUCGGCGAGUGUCGACGCUGCAGCAAGGUCGUGUGCAGGAAUUGCACGAUCAAACCCCCUUCCCAGACCGCCAUGAACGGCCGCAUCCGUCGUCUUUGCCAACCCUGCCGUACAGCACCGCUCUCCCACCACCUAUCCCAUGCGGCCCUCGAUAUGGACAUCUCUGAUACUGGCAACCAAGUCACCGUGGCGGGAGAAGUUGCACGCAGCACCGGAAUAUGCAACUGCAACGACGCCCUUUGGCUGUGCCAACAAUGCGGGCAGACCCUGCGCAGUAACGACACUACGUACCGUCGUGUCUGGGCCUGGCGCACCCGAUACAGCACAUACCUCGGUGGUGGACUCGGCACCGGCAUUGGCGAGGGCAGCCAAGGCGUGAAGUGCGGUCGUGGCGACUCAUGUCUCGCCGCGAAGGAGAUCGAGCUGGAGGUCGACUGCGAAGUGGACGAAGGGGUGAGUGAUACCAGUAGUCCCGGCCACAGCCCUCCCAGUCACCCGUCGUAUCAUCACGAGCUGGUCUCGUCGGAUAGUCACGAUGACGAGGAACCGGGGUACUUCCGACAGGAAGUUAUUGGGUUGGGUGGGCUGAUGAAGCAUAAGGCUAAGAAGAGGGUUAUGGUGGGUGCUUGUGUGGUGGAGUAUGAGCAUGAGCGGGAGUCGGGGAGUUAUCUUUUGCACGAGGAGAAACGCUUGCAUCGGGCAUGGUGUGGAUGGUGUUCGAGGGUGAUUCCAGCGUCUAAUGAGGGUGUGUUUGGGUAAUGGCAAUGGUACUGGUAAUGAGUUGGGUGUAUAGCUUGCAUCCUGGGGUAUAUUUCGGAUUCAGUGCAUCAUGGGCGACUUGCAUAGUCUAGAUUUUGAUGGCGACGAGUGUAUAUACGGGCAUUCUGUCUGCACAGCGUAGUCAACGAAUGAAUGUGCAUUGUCGACAGAGUCUAGAUAAACGGAGUUUACUCGAGGGUUGGAAUCACGGAUAUACUGAUCGUCAAUAAAUUUGUCAGGACAACCUGACCAUUUAUCUCCACUUCCAUGAAUUGAACCCUUGAC
Molecule: messenger RNA, 1928 nt
Organism: Penicillium brasilianum
Lineage: Eukaryota; Fungi; Ascomycota; Eurotiomycetes; Eurotiales; Aspergillaceae
Source: the annotation of a GenBank genome assembly